Ctenocephalides felis (cat flea) is the source of this 2403-nucleotide messenger RNA. Its product is annotated as FACT complex subunit Ssrp1-like. Gene Ontology annotation, cellular component: nucleus; FACT complex. Gene Ontology annotation, molecular function: DNA binding; nucleosome binding; histone binding. The record is from RefSeq and is a predicted model, not a curated record. Lineage: Eukaryota; Metazoa; Arthropoda; Insecta; Siphonaptera; Pulicidae.
ACUUAAUAAUUAAUGUCGUAAUCUUUAUAGUGAUAAUGUGCAUAAAUGCCGUUACAAUAUCUAUUAUUAUCGUAUAAAUAUAUACGUCGAGCAUAUUGAAAUUUUGUGUUAACAUUUUUAUAACCUAACUUUUGCUUAGCGGUUUGCUUUGCUUUAAUAAAAGAUCAUGGAUUUUUUAGAAUACUCAGAUAUUUCUUCGGAAGUAAAAGGAUGCAUGGUUCCUGGUAAAUUAAAGAUGACAGAUCAAGCAAUAAUCUUCAAAAACAGCAAAACAGGCAAAGUAGAACAAAUAAACUCUUCUGAUCUAGAAGUAGUUAAUUUCCAAAAGUUUGUCGGAAAUUGGGGCCUUAGAAUAUUUCUCAAAAAUGGUAUAUUGCGUCGCUUUGGUGGUUUCAAAGAAGGUGACACCGAAAAAGUAGCUAAGUUCUUCAAAACCAACUACAAACUAGAUAUGUUAGAAAAGGAGUUGUCACUUAAAGGCUGGAAUUGGGGCACUGCUAAGUUCCAAGGAUCUGUCUUGAGUUUUAACGUAGGACAUAACACUGCUUUUGAAAUACCUUUGAAUCAUGUAUCACAGUGUAAUACGGGGAAGAAUGAGAUUACUAUUGAGUUCCAUCAGAACGAUGAGGCUCCAGUUUCUUUAAUGGAAAUGAGGUUUCACAUACCGUCUUCAGAAAAUGUUGAUGUGGACCCUGUAGAUGCUUUCCAUGGUAAUGUUAUGAAGAACGCAAGUGUUAUUUCUGUCACUGGUGAUGCUAUUGCUAUAUUUAGAGAGAUUCAAUGUCUUACACCAAGGGGUCGUUAUGACAUCAAACUGUUCCAAAGUUUCUUCCAAUUGCACGGUAAAACUUUUGAUUACAAAAUCCCGAUGUCAACAGUUCUUAGGUUAUUCUUGUUACCGCAUCGAGAUCAAAGACAAAUGUUCUUUGUGGUGUCAUUAGAUCCUCCAAUUAAACAAGGUCAAACUAGGUAUCAUUAUUUAGUUUCGCUUUUUGGAACUGAAGAGGAGACAAGUAUAGAAUUACCUUUCACAGAUGAAGAAUUGCAGGAGAAAUACAAUGGUAAAUUGUCCAAAGAACUGUCCGGACCUACAUAUGAUAUCAUUGCUAAAGUUAUGAAAAAUUUGAUUAAUAGGAAAGUUACUAUACCUGCUGAUGGCUUUAAGGGGGCUUCUGAGACUCCUGCAGUUAAUUGUUCCUUCAAAGCAGCAGCCGGUUACUUAUAUCCCUUAGAAAAAGGUUUUAUAUACGUCCACAAGCCACCGCUGCACAUCAGGUUUGAAGAAAUCCAGGCUGUGAAUUUUGCAAGAGGCGGUGGAUCAACGAGGUCUUUUGAUUUUGAAAUUGAAUUGAAAUCUGGGACUGUGCAUACGUUUUCGAGCAUUGAGAAGGAGGAGUAUAGUAAAUUGUUUGAUUUCAUCACUUCGAAGAAGUUGCACAUUAAGAAUACUGGAAAGAAUGACAAAGCAUUGUACAAAGAUGACUUUGGUGAUUCAGACAACGAAAACGAACCUGAUGCUUAUCUUGCAAGAGUUAAAGCAGAAGCUGAAGAACGGGAUGAUGAUGAUCAAGGAUCUGAAGAAGAAUCAACAGACGAAGAUUUCAAUCCGGGCGAAGAGAAUUCAGAUGUUGCAGAAGAAUACGAUAGUAAUCACACAGAUUCCGAGUCGGACGAAGGCUCUGGUGAGGAAAAAGGUGAUAAAGAUAAAAGCAGCAAAAGUGAAUCGCCUGAGAAAAAGAAACACAAACAUAAAUCGUCGUCUUCAUCGAAAUCUAGCAAAACCGUGUCUGAGAAACCACGGAAAUCAAAGAAGAACAAAAAGGAGAGAGACGAGAACAAACCAAAGAGGCCUAUGACUGCUUUCAUGUUGUGGAUGAACGAGAACAGAGACACCAUUCGAGAGAAGAAUCCUGGUUUGAAAAUUACAGAAAUCGCUAAGAAGGGCGGAGAGAUGUGGAGGGAACUUAAGGAUAAAUCUGUUUGGGAGGAUAAAGCAGCAAAAAUGAAAACCGACUACAACAAAGCCAUGUCAGACUACAAAGCAUCAGGAGGAGGCUCAGGUGACAAAAAAUCACCCAAAAAGAAAUCCAGCAGUUCCAGCAGCAGUAAGAAAACAUCCUCACCUACAAAAUCAUCAGGAGACUACAAGAGUAAAGAAUACAUCAGCGAUGACUCUUCGUCUAGUGAAGAUGAUGCUAAAGAUAAAGAUAAAAUAAAGAAAGAAGAGAAAUCAUCGAAAGAUGAUACAAAAUCUAAAGAUGAUAAGAAGCCGAAAAGUGAGGAGAAACCUAAAAGUAAAGCCGAGUCUGAUGGUGAUGAAGACGAAGAGAUGGAAGAGGAGGAGGAGGAGGCUAUGGAGACGUCUGGAUCUGAGGAAAAUGAUAGCGAUUAGAUAUUUAAGAC